Molecule: messenger RNA, 3690 nt
Organism: Penicillium roqueforti
Lineage: Eukaryota; Fungi; Ascomycota; Eurotiomycetes; Eurotiales; Aspergillaceae
Product: telomerase reverse transcriptase
Exons: 6
Coding region: 1-3690 (1229 amino acids)
Biological process (GO): telomere maintenance via telomerase
Cellular component (GO): telomerase catalytic core complex
Molecular function (GO): telomerase RNA binding; telomeric repeat DNA binding
Source: RefSeq, a predicted model, not a curated record
AUGGGCAAAAAGAGGAAAAGACCCAUCAAGGACCGCGGGUCCACGUCCUCGUCUCACACGGGUAUCACCACGUCUCCCCGCCGUUUCAGGCCUCCCCAUGCGCCAAUUCCCCUGGGAACAAAAACAAGCCAUCCCGUUAUCUCGCUGUACUACCGAAAUGUCGUACCCUUGCGGGAGUACCUGCUCCAUAAACUUCCCGUGACCUCCAAGUCGCGUCGGCGCCGCAUCCUGACAUUGGGCUCGCGGGAAGACCAAGGGACCAAUGCACAACUUCAAACGUCUGAGACAUUGGCGGAGCUGCUAGACUCCACACUGGUGGGUGUGCUGAAGGAAUCGUCUCCGACCCUUAAUUACGAACGACAAAAGCAAUACUCCUCUUUUAAUGAGUCUCAAUCGCGGUCAAUUCUCGUCAGCACCGAUACCGGGCCGACUUGUCCCCAAUCGGAGGUGGUUGACUUUGUGAUCUGGAAAAUCUUCAAUCGUAGCAAUGGCUACUCUAAAGAGGCCAAGCAUCUGCUGACGCAUGGCUUCAAACGCAUGUCUAUGCACCAUGCUCAACACACUGGUAUUCCAGGCAUCGUGUCUCAGUUUCCGAAUCAGAAUGUUCAGGUUCUCAAGAAGGGUGCAUGGGCAGAGGUCCUGGGCUUGCUUGGUAGUAAUGGGGAGGAGAUUAUGAUGCAGCUCCUUUUUGAUUGCGGAGUUUUUGCCCCGAUCGACGCUGAAAAUGGCAUCUACUACCAACUUAGCGGUAUCCCACUCUCGGAUCUCGAGCCUUUGAGCGACGCAUCUGCGGAAGCCAACGGCUCUACUGCCACAGCACAAGACUCAAUGCCUACCGCUGGUCAAAGACAUCCCAAAGAGAAAGCUGAAUACAAACAGAGUUCCGAGAUGCUCCAAAGCCCAAACAACAUUGUGUUUAUGCGGCGACGUAUCCUCUAUGGGCGUGUCGAGUCUAAAAAGGGAGUAGCCUCUGGACUAGGACAGAAACAUGUUCUUGGCCGCUUCUCAACGCUUGAUUCGAUGGCGCAAACAGUCCAUGUUAUGAAGUACAUAUUUCCCCGUCAAUUCGGCCUGCUGAAUGUAUUUACGCUGGACUCGGAUCAACGCAAGCAGAUGAAUGACUCGAAUGGUUUCAUGUCUCGUGAGAGUGAGAUAUCUCUUUUGGAAGAACAGAAACGACCACAGGGGCCUCAGACUGGGAGUGAAUCAGCAGAUGCAGGUUGUGGUGGCGUGAAAAGUGUCAAGGUACCUAAGAGGCUUCGUGGAAUUACUAUAGAGCUUGUCCGGAAGCUCCGGAACCGCAACGCACAAUGCUCCUACGGAGAGUUGCUGCGAUACUAUUGUCCAACCGAACAAACCGAACCCAGACUCCUUGGCGCAUCUGUCUCCACAACUGAUGCUAAAAAAAGCGAGCCUAUCUCCUCUCUCGAGUCAAAUUUUGUAACACAGGUGAACUACCCGUCGCCAAGUGAUAGUUCGCAGACCUCAUGUGAUGGCGCGAGAUCAGAGCCGCACAUAGCUGUCGACACAUCUUGUGGAAACGAUGCCGAGAAACCGGUGAUCCGAAAGACUCAAGUCAGUCUAACUGAUCAUGCGACUCCGCCAUCUUCUGUCUCGGCAUUUUGUCGAGCGGUAAUCCAGAAAUUGAUCCCACGGCAGUUUUGGGGGGUUGGUCCAGAUGGUAUUUCGAACUUCAAGCUGGUUCUCAGGCAUGUUGACCGAUUUAUCAAAUUGCGCCGAUUCGAAAGUCUAAGUCUGCACGAAGUCUGCAAAGGUGUCAAGAUAACAAGCAUUCCUUGGCUGGCGCCACCCCAGGUCCAGACUAGUCUGCCAUCUGAGACAAGAUCGAAGAUCGCCCUGUCUGACUUGCACAAACGCACCGAGCUACUCCAUGAAUUCAUGUUUUGGAUUUUCGAUUCACUCCUUAUUCCUCUCAUUCGUUCGCAUUUCUAUGUCACCGAGUCUCAAGUGCACCGAAACCGCCUUUUCUAUUUCCGCCAUGAUGUGUGGCAGCAGUUGACCCAGCAACCUUUCGGUGACUUGAAGGCAAUGAUGUUCGAGGAGCUUGAGUCAGAUCAAGCCCAACGUGUGCUGGCGCGGCGGUCCUUUGGUUUCGGUGCUCUCCGUUUGCUUCCCAAGUCUACAGGCAUCCGGCCCAUCUUGAACCUUCGCAAACGAGAUUUGAAGACACGGUCAUGGGGGAAACGGGAAACGUACCUUGGCAUCAGCAUCAAUUCAAGUAUUACGCCUAUUUAUAACAUGUUGACCUAUGAGCGUGAGCAAGCUCCUGCCAAAUUGGGCUCGUCGAUACUCUCCGUUGCAGAUAUGCACCGCCGAUUGAAGGCGUACAAAGAACAAUUGUCCCAACGACUGCCCUCGGCUUCUAGACCUUGGCAAUCCAAGCUCCCACCGAUGUACUUUGUCAAGGUUGAUAUCAAAGCUUGUUUUGAUACUAUCCCCCAGAAAAAGCUGCUUAAUCUUAUCGAAGAGCUGGUCUCUGAAGAGAGCUACUGCAUCGCAAAGCACACCGAGAUCCACCCGCCCACUUCUACUGCGAAACAAGGAAAGCCCAUACGAAGGUUUCUGAGUCGCGCUACUCCUGCUAUGAAACCGCAACACCUACCAGACUACGUCAAUAGCGAAAGCACGACCCGAAAGGCCAACACCGUUUUUGUUGAGUGUGGUCAAAAAGAAAAUGAUGCUGAUAGUCUUCUGGAACUUCUCAGUGAACAUGUCCAGAACAACCUCGUGAAGAUAGGCAAGAGAUUUUUCCGCCAACGCAACGGCAUUCCUCAAGGCUCCGUGCUAUCAAGCCUCCUUUGCAAUUUCUUCUAUGCCGAGCUUGAGCGAAAGGUACUGAAUUUCAUCAAACCCGAGGAUUCUCUUCUCCUGCGACUCGUGGACGAUUUCCUUCUGGUCACCCCGGAUGUAGCUGUGGCAAUGCAGUUUCUGGAAGUAAUGAUCAGGGGCCAACCAUCGUACGGUGUACAGGUCAAUCCAGCGAAAAGCAUGGCCAAUUUCAGCGCAGCGGUUGACGGGAUUUUACUUCCCAGAUUAGAGGGAAGCACAUUAUUUCCGUAUUGCGGUAGUCUCAUCGACACUCACACGCUGGAAUUUCACCGCGAUCAAGACCGCAUCCUUCAGGGCGGCGAGUCGGCUGCUGCUACUCUCUCCGAUGCCUUGACCGUUGAAGCCGCCCGCCUACCCGGCCGUACCUUUCACCGCAAAAUGCUCUCCUCAUUCCGUCUGCAGCUAUAUUCCAUGUACAUUGAUGACGGACACAAUUCGCGCGCAGUUGUGCUAGCCAACCUCUACUGCAGCUUCAUCACUGCUGCCAUGAGGAUGUACCGCUAUAUGAAGUCGCUUCGGGGUCGUGCGCAUCCCGGCCCUGCCAUCAUAACACAGACUAUCCGCGAUCUGAUUCGGCAGACGAACCGUUAUAUCCAGGCCCGGCGUGCUGGUAAUUCGGAGUCCCCAUUCUCGUGUUUCGUUCAGCGAUCCCAUUUACAGUAUCUGGCUUCUGCGGCAUUUCGGUUUGUUUUGAAGCGCAAGCAAACACGGUAUGCGGUGGUGCUGCGCUGGCUAGACUCGCUGAGUAAAGAUUCUCGACCCACAUCAGAUUCCGAGGCUUCGAGAAUAGCACAGGUAGUGAAGAAGGGAAAUGCCAUGUUCGAGGAAUGGCGGUUCUAG